AUGUCCAAGUUCACCGCGAAACCCACCCCACCCAAAAAGCCCGUUGAGCCCGAAUCGAGCGAAGAUGAGGCGGAGGAGGACUUUGAGGGUUCUGACAAGGAAGAACAGAAUACAGGUGGGAAACCGCCUGAUGAAGCGCCCAAGAAGACCUUCGCAGAUCUGGGUGUGAUCGAAUCCCUCUGCGAAGCAUGCACGAACCUGGGAUUCAAACAUCCAACACCGAUUCAAGAACAAUCCAUACCGCUGGCGCUUGAAGGCAGAGAUAUAAUUGGCCUCGCUGAGACAGGAUCGGGGAAAACGGCAGCCUUCGUUAUCCCUAUGUUGAUGGCACUCAUGGAGAAGCCACAGUCUCUAUUCGGCCUCGUCCUCGCGCCAACUAGAGAAUUGGCAUACCAAAUAUCUCAACAAGUUGAAGCGCUUGGAUCUUUAAUUAAUGUCAAAUGCGCUGUGCUAGUUGGUGGUAUGGAUAUGGUCGCUCAAGCUAUCGCACUCGGCAAGAAACCACAUAUCGUUGUCGCGACUCCUGGACGGCUGCUUGAUCACCUGGAGAACACAAAGGGCUUCUCCUUGCGCUAUCUGAAGUACCUAGUCAUGGAUGAGGCAGACAGGCUCCUCGACUUAGAUUUUGGACCCAUCCUAGACAAGAUCCUAAAAGUCCUUCCCCGCGAAGGUCGACACACGUACCUUUUCUCAGCAACCAUGAGCUCCAAGGUUGAGUCAUUGCAACGAGCUUCUUUGCACAAUCCCUUGAGAGUGAGCAUCAGCACCUCAUCUCACCAGACCGUAGCAUCUCUCCUCCAAAAAUAUAUCUUCGUGCCAUACAAACACAAAGACCUCUACUUAAUUCAUCUCCUAAACGACAACAUCGGCCACUCCGUCAUAAUCUUCACACGCACUGUCAACGAAACCCAACGCAUCGCCAUCCUACUCCGGACCCUCGGUUUCGGCGCAAUCCCUCUUCACGGCCAACUGUCGCAAUCCGCUCGUCUGGGCGCACUCUCCAAAUUCAAAUCCGGUAGUCGCGAUAUCCUCGUCGCCACAGACGUCGCCGCUCGCGGCCUAGACAUACCUUCCGUGGACCUCGUCAUCAACAUCGACCUCCCGCCGGAUUCCAAGACAUACGUGCAUCGUGUGGGUCGCACGGCCAGAGCGGGCAAGAGCGGGAAGGCGGCGUCGUUUGUUACGCAAUAUGACGUUGAGAUCUGGCUUCGGAUAGAGAAUGCGUUGGGGAAGCAGAUUGAUGAGGAGGUUAUUCCGAAAGAUGAGGCGAUGGUGUUAAUGGAGCGAGUGAGUGAGGCGCAGAGGGUGGCUGUUAGGGAGAUGAAGGAUAUUCAUGAGGCAAGGGGAAGGAAAGGGGGCAUGAUGAGGGGAAGGAAAGGCAACAGGGGGAGGGAUGAUAUGGAUAGGGAGGAGGGAUAG
Molecule: messenger RNA, 1419 nt
Organism: Lindgomyces ingoldianus
Lineage: Eukaryota; Fungi; Ascomycota; Dothideomycetes; Pleosporales; Lindgomycetaceae
Product: ATP-dependent rRNA helicase RRP3
Exons: 2
Coding region: 1-1419 (472 amino acids)
Molecular function (GO): RNA helicase activity; nucleic acid binding; ATP binding
Source: RefSeq, a predicted model, not a curated record